AUGAAUCAAAUCAUUAAAAUAAUUGAAAGAAAAAUAACUGAAAUAAGCAAAAAAAGCCAAGCAGGUCGAGAAGAAUAUGAUGAAGAACAGGAAAAAUUGUUAAAAAGUCUAUUUUUUGACGAUGGUGAAAUAAAAAAAUACUUGGCAGCAAAAAAGGCGAAAAAAAGUGCCGCCACAGAAGCCCUUAAAACUGAAAAUGAAGCACUAAAAUCAGAAAUAGGCAAAAUAAAUAAAGAAAAUCAAGAAUUAUUUGAUAGCAAUAAAAAACUAGACAAAAAUAAUAAAAAAUUCCAAGCAGAGAUUACCAAAUUAGAAGGUGUUUUAGAAAAUUAUGCUAAUCCCGAAGCCCAAGCAACAAUAAAAACAGUUGUCUCAGAAAAUGCUACUCGGGUAACACAAGAGAAGGAGCAGAAAAAAAUUAAAGAGGAAUUAGUGGCUGCUCGGCAACUUCUUGAAGCCAACCAAACCGAAAAAGAAAUUCAGGAAAAAAAAAUAGAAGAGUAUAAGGAGAAAUUAAAGGAACUUAGCGAAGAAAAUAUUUCGUUGCAAGAAAGGAUAAGGGUCUAUGAAAUUUUUGCUGGUAAAGAAAAGUUAACAACGCCUUCGCCGGCUUCCAGCCAGCACAAUAGUCUUAAUGUUAAGCCAGUUGAGGAUCUAGAUGAUGAAAUCGAUGACCUAAAAGCCAAAAUUAAAGAAUUAAAAAAGCCCUCGCAAGAUAAACAAACUCCAUCAGAAUCAGACCAAAACCAAAAAACAACUAGCCAACCAAGUCCCCAGGAUCCUUCACUAAGGAGGAGCGAUUCUUCAAGCAGUCUUUUGUCAGCCGGACGGAGCCGAAAUCGUUCAGGCUCACGAAGGAACACGGGAGAUACCGGAAAUAUUAGAAGACCAUCGCUAGAAAAAAGACUUAGCCCGACAAUAACCACAAUAACCGAGAAUCCUCUUGUUAGUUCACCCACAUCGGAAAAUAAUGGUUUUUCUUCCCCAGUUUCUGAAAGUUCAAAAGACAGUGUCGGUGACUCCCAUUCCACGACCGAGAAUGGCAAGAAUAUAACUUAUACUUCCAAUAAUGAUAAAUUAAAUAAAUUAGAAGAAGAGCAACAAAAUGACCUUCAACAAGAAGUACCUGCUAACUUUCAAUCAACGACAAACGAGCAGCAAAUUCUUCAAAAGGAAAGAUAUGAACUCCGAUCCCAAAUAAUAGAUAAACUCAAUAAACAAUUAGCAGAAGCCGAAUACAACCUUUCCCUAGCCAAGACAUAUUUAACUGAAUCAAGGGCUGACUUAGCCACUAGCCAAGAAACUGCUGCUAACUUAGUUAUAGAAAAACGAAAAGAAAUGCUGAAAUUUAGUGCUGAAAUUAAUAGACUAAAAGCGAAAAAUGUUGAAGUUGUUGGGCGGUUCGAAACAGCGAGGGAAAAAAACAUUGAACUUAGUGAGAAACUGAAAAAAGAAGAGGAAAGAAGCAGCAACUUUCAUGACGAAGUGGUUAAAUUAAAAGAAAAAGUCGCUGAAUUAGAAGCCGAAUUAGAAAUAGAAUUCUCCAUUCAAAAUACUAUUCCCCAAGAACUAGCGGGAGAAGAGUGUAAAAUUUGCCCAAUUAAAGAAGCAAAAAUAACGGAAUUAAAAACUUCUUUAGAACAAGCCAAUCAAGACUGA
Molecule: messenger RNA, 1659 nt
Organism: Paraglomus occultum
Lineage: Eukaryota; Fungi; Glomeromycota; Glomeromycetes; Paraglomerales; Paraglomeraceae
Source: the annotation of a GenBank genome assembly